Electrophorus electricus (electric eel) is the source of this 2152-nucleotide messenger RNA. RefSeq names its product hedgehog acyltransferase like, a (gene hhatla). Gene Ontology annotation, cellular component: endoplasmic reticulum. NCBI's taxonomy places the organism in Eukaryota, Metazoa, Chordata, Actinopteri, Gymnotiformes, Gymnotidae. Gene Ontology annotation, biological process: negative regulation of N-terminal protein palmitoylation. The record is from RefSeq and is a predicted model, not a curated record. Gene Ontology annotation, molecular function: acyltransferase activity.
UCAGCACCCCCUCCCGCCGCUGAGUUCACAACAUCCACUACCGCCACUACUGUCUUUCACUGCACAUCGCUACUAGAAAAUCAGGACGGAUGAGUUAAGACAAACACAUAUUCACGUUAUUUUUUCUUUUUUUUUUCUUUUUGUGGGGGGGAUCAAGUCUCCAAAAUAGCUGACCUAUUGAGGAAAACGGACCCAAGGUACCCCUUAGUGAUUGGUGCUAGAUUUUGACCAUGGGGAUCAAGGCAGCCCUUCCUAAGAUCGAGCUCUACCUCUACACUAGCAUCCUCUCGCUGGCCCUUCUGUGGGCAGCCAGCUGGAUCGUGGAGGCUUCGAGUGAGAAUGUGCAAAGGAAGAGCUUUAAGGAGAGCAUGAAACCAGGCUGGCACUACUUUGGUAGAAAAAUGGACGUGGCUGAUUUCGAGUGGGCGAUGUGGUUCACUACCUUCCGCAGCCACAUCCUGUUUGCUCUCUCUGGUCAUGUGAUCUUUGCCAAAAUCUGCUCCAUGAUUUCACCCAAGCACAGGUCUCUGAUCUACAUGCUGUAUGGCGGCUUGACCGUGCUCAUCAUCAUGGGCUGGACGUACGUCUCCCUCAUCCUGUCCCACUGCAUCGUGCUCUAUAGCGUGGCCCUCAUUAAGAGGAAGUGGCUCUGUUUCCUGGCUGGACUCACCAGCCUGGCCACCUUCAAGAUGGAUCCUUUCGUAUCCUGGCAGGCUGGCUUUGUCACCGGCACCUUCAAGCUUCAGGACAUCCUGUUUUAUGGAGGCUGCGGAUUUUCCAUCAUGCGCUGCAUGAGUUUUGCGCUAGAGAACUGCGAGAAGAAAGAUGGCCAGUACACCUUCAUGGAUUUGAUGAAGUACAACUUCUACCUCCCCUUCUUCUUUUUCGGACCCAUCAUGACUUUUGACCGAUUCCACGCGCAGGCUAACAACCCAGACUUGACUCGUAAAGACAGAGAAAUGUGGAACAUCUUCAUCCAUGCUUUGGUGCACCUUGGAGCCAUCUUGGUUGUGGACGUGCUCUUCCAUUACCUCUACAUUCUGACCAUCCCCACUGACAUGAAGCUAGUGAAAGAGUUGUCUGACUGGUCUUUGGCUGGUCUGGCCUACUUCAAUCUGGUCUACGACUGGGUGAAAGCAGCGGUCAUGUUUGGUGUUAUUAACACAGUGUCUCUGCUAGACCACCUGGACCCUCCCCGGCCUCCUAAAUGUAUCACCAUGCUGUAUGUCUUUGCUGAAACGCACUUUGACAGAGGAAUCAAUGACUGGCUGUGCAAGUACGUCUAUGACUACAUUGGCGGCAAUCACGAUGGAAUCUUCAAGGAGUUGGUCGCCACUAUCUGCACCUUUUCCAUUACGACUCUCUGGCUCGGACCCUGCGAGCUGGUGUACGUUUGGUCUUUUUUCAACUGCUUCGGCCUGAACUUUGAGCUGUGGGUGGCUAAGCUCUUCUCUCUGCCACCCCUGUCUACCAUUGAAGGUCUGAUGACUGAAGCAAUGUCGCGCCGCAUUAGGGGACUGUUCAACGCAGUUAACUUCUGGCAAAUCGUCCUCUACAAUGUCCUUUCACUGAACAGCCUGGAAUUCGCAAAGCUGGUGGCCAGGAGGCUGCUGAUCAAGGGAUUCCCUGUGUCCCCUAUUAUGGUGCUCCUAGUGACGUACUGUGGCAUCCAGCUCAUAAAGGAACGGGAGAGGAAACUAGCUCUGCUGGAGGAGCCAGAACCAGCCACACCAGGCAAACCCAAAACCAGUUAGGUCUGGAACAAGAGGCAGGGUCAACGGAUUACUAACUCUGAGCUUCCACAGCAAGCCCAAGCAGGCCCCCAUCACUAUGGCGACGGCUCAGAACAAGCCUGCUUCUUAAGCAGCAGGGAAUGAUUUUUUGAACUGUGAAUAGGCCUCAAGUGUACUUGCUAUGGAAAUGCCAACUGUCCUUUCCCAAAGACUCUCUCUCUCUCUCUCUCUCUCUCUCUCUCUCUCUCUCAUACACACACACACACACACACACACACACACACACACACACACACAAAGUAAUAAGAGCAUUUCUAUGCCAAUCAUUUUAUUUAAACUAAGAUGCAUAUGUAAAGGAUGGCCUUGCCAAAUAUUUUAUGCAGAUAUAUUAAACAAUGAAAAACAAAAAAUAACUUUUA